UGUAGCACUUAGAAGUCGCUGGGGUUCGCCUAUAAAAACCUAGGUUUUCUCUCCACCGUCUCUCGUUGUUACACUUCUGUGGAGCUGUGGAGCUGCUGCACCGUUUACCAGAUCAUUGAUGAUGCUUGUUUGAUGUUUUGAUCUUUCGAUGCAAUGAAAAUGAGCAAGAAAACCCCCCUAGUGUUUUUGGACGUGUCAAUUGAUGGCGAUCCUGCUGAAAGGAUGGUUUUCGAGCUUUUCUCUGAUGUUGCUCCCAAGACUGCAGAAAAUUUUCGUGCACUUUGUACAGGGGAGAAGGGAAUCAGUUCUAAGACUGGAAGGCCCCUCCACUACAAAGGAUCCUUUUUCCAUCGCAUCGUUAAUGGAUCGCUGGUGCAGGGUGGUGAUUUUCUUAAACGAGACGGGAGUUUCGGAGAAAGCAUAUAUGGCGAGAAGUUUCCAGAUGAACCACCAUCCAAGCUGAAGCACGAUCAACGGGGUCUUUUGUCGAUGGCGUUGGCAGAUCGUGAUGCUCGUGGGUCUUUAUUUAUAAUCACCUUCAAGGCCAAUCACCAUCUGGACAGGAAGUAUGUAGUUUUUGGGAAACUUGUGGAAGGGCAUGUUGUUCUGGAGAAGAUUGAAAAUGUGGGUGAUGAAGUCGGGAGACCAUCUGUGACAGUGAAAAUCAUCAGUUGCGGUGAAUUGCUCGAGGAGAAAAUGAAGGUAAAUAAAGCGAAAAUGGGGAAGGAUGCUUCAUCGGAGGCUAACAGUCAUGAAGUCCGUCGCAGAAGAAAGCACAAGAAAUCAUCAAAGGGGAGAAGGAAAAGGAGGAAAAGAUAUUACACGUCCACUUCUGAAUCCGAUACUUCCUCAGAUAGGGAGAUGGAAUCAGAAAGGAAAAGGAAGAAAAGAUAUUACUCGUCCACGUCUGAAUUCGAUACUUCGUCAGAUAGCGAGAUGGAAUCAGAAUCGGAAUCUGAUUCCGAUUCUGAUUCAGAUACAUCAUCGUCGUCUGGCUUAAGUUCUUCAAGUGAUGAUAGACGUAAGAAGAGGAAAAGAUCUUCUAGGAGAGACAGGUAUAGACAUGGAAAAAGGAGGGACAAACGGCGUGGAAGAAAACGCAGGAGGCAUGGUAAGAGAUCAAAGCGCCGAUCAAAAAGGGCAUCUGAUAGUCUUGCUGACACUGAGAGCGAGAGUAGAAGUGAAAGUAGCUCAGAAGAUGGUAAUGCUGAUGUUGAGGGGCCAGAUCAGAAGCAUAAAACCCAAACUCAGAUAUCUGUUGGAAAUCAGUCUCCUUUGACCGUGGAGGGACCUAAUCCUCGCAAAAAUGGAGUGACAACUGAUAUGUUUGAAAGAGAAGAGGGUGAGUUAAGCAAGGAAAAUGGAGAGCGGUGGAGCAAUGGAGUAGACCCGCAAACUAAUUUAGCGGAUGACAGCCCAGCAAAAUCUAGGAGCCACAACAUUAGUGCUGGAAGGACUAGGAGCAAGAGCAUGAGUAUUAGUCCGACAAAGAACUUGGGCAAGAGCCAGAGUUUGAGCCCAAGAAAGAGCUUGAGCAGGAGUCCUAGUGUUGAUAAGAGCCCUAUACAAGUCCCUCGAAGUAGCAGGAGUAUAAGUAGAAGCCCUGUAAGAAGAAGUGCCAGCGGAAGUCCUCCUUUGAGGGGCAAAAAGGGAAGAAGCAUUAGCAGGAGUCCCUUGAACUCCCCACCUCGAAGGAACCUUAGCCGGACCCCACCAAUAACUUCAUCAAGGAAAUCAUCGCGAACAGUGAGCAGAAGCCCUGUAAGAGCUGUUAAAAGGAGUCUAAGCAGAAGCCCUGUUAGGUCUUCUAGAAGAAGUGUGAGUAGAAGCUCAGGUAGGGCCCCUUCCAGGAGAAGCGCUAGCAGGAGUCCAGUUAGGGCACCUACAAGGAACAAUCGUCGCAGCUAUUCAAAAAGCCCUGUUUCUGAUCGUGGAAGGAACUUAUCAAGAAGUCCUUCCCUAGAUGGGUCCCCUAAACGCAUCAGAAGGGGAAGAGGCUUCAGUGAGCGCUUCUCUUAUGCACGCAGAUACAGAUCCCCUUCGCCAGAUCGUUCUCCUGUGAGGUCGUAUCGUUAUGGCAGUAGGAUUGAUCGUGACAGAUUUUACAGGAGAUCCCCUAGGCGUUACAGGAGCCCACCCAGAGCAAGAACUCCUCCAAGAUACAGAAGCAGAAGAAGCAGGACGAGGAGUCCCUUAUCACGGAGCCCAAUCCGUAACCGUGACCGCCGCCGUUACAGCCGCAGUCCUAUUCGCAACCGUUCUCCUGUCAAGACAUCCAGAGUCGACGAUUCCCCACGUGCUGAGAGGCGGAGGUCACCUUCUCGUACCAGAAUCUCAUCAAUAUCAAGCUCCUCACUCGACUCCGAAUCGCCCAAGAAGGCAAGCAAAGACCGGUCAAGGUCAUUUUCUAGAAGCCCCCAAGCCGGGAAGAAGGGCUUGGUCUCUUAUGGAGAUGGUUCUCCUGACUCCAGCGACAGAUAAGGAUCUGUUGGCAUUGACAGUAAUGGUUUGAGUUGAUAAAUCCCUUGCUCGCAAGUUUUUCUUCUUUUACGUAUCAAGUCACAAUGAUGUUUGGGACUGUGGUAGAGGGAAUUCGGGAGCUUAUCUGGUUAUGUCUUUUGGUUUCGAUGUUGGCCGUAAUUUUAGAGACGUACGAGUAAAUACUGGAUGUGUUGCCUUGACUUAGUAAUUUUGGUCGGAGAUAUUUGACUUCUAAAGUUUGUUAGGGAAUUUGGCCAUUGUGAGGAGGAACUACUGUUUGGCCAUGGGAGGUGUGAUUUGAUUAGCAGUGGGUUUUUGUUACAUUUCUCUGUCCGUUUUCUUUGAUAAUUUGGUUCGUAUCCCACACGAUCGUUACUUAUGUCAUAUUUUUCAUUAUUCACAUUAAUUGCCUGUUAAA
This is a messenger RNA of Rhododendron vialii, 2899 nucleotides long. Its product is annotated as peptidyl-prolyl cis-trans isomerase CYP95-like. NCBI's taxonomy places the organism in Eukaryota, Viridiplantae, Streptophyta, Magnoliopsida, Ericales, Ericaceae. The coding region runs from base 154 to 2481 and encodes 775 amino acids. The record is from RefSeq and is a predicted model, not a curated record. Gene Ontology annotation, molecular function: peptidyl-prolyl cis-trans isomerase activity. Gene Ontology annotation, biological process: protein peptidyl-prolyl isomerization. The transcript has 14 exons.